AAGUGUUGAAAACAAAGGGAGGUGAUGAGACUCUGACGACGGUUGAAGAUGGAAAUGCAGAGAGAGAAAAAGAGAGAGAUAGAGAGAGAGGGAAGUGGGAAAGCUACUAAACUUAAUUUUUCCUUCAGUUGAAAGCUUUCCUCCUCAAUCCUCAUCCUUGGUGUCUCUGCAAAUUGCAAUUUACCAGUCGCUGUCGCCAUAAAUCUCGCUCCCCUUUAUAUCUCUUUCUUUCACUUUUUUUAUUAUUUAUUUUUUCAUAGUGAUUUUCCAUUCUUCUUCUCCUUAUUCAUGGCUCUCCAGCUCCCAUUUGGGACUAAGCUUUCUGGGUUUCUGGAUAUAAAUUUAGUUUGAUGUUAAAGAUUGAAACUUGCUAUAUUUAAAGCAAGAAGUCCAUAGCCUCCUCUGCAUACGUUCUCUCUUUUCAGUCAAAAAGCAAAAAGCUUCCCUUUUUCUUUCUCAAGCACUGCAGAGGACUAAAAGCUUUUUCAGCCAAGCUCUCCCAGUUCAAUCAUCAUGGCAAAGAUGACACCAGUAAAAAGCCCUAUGCCGAAAAGUCCUAUGCCAAAAAGUCCUAUGCCAAAAAGCCCUAUGGUAUGUGAGAAGUACGAGACAGGCUGUAUGUGGCAUUUAUAUGGCCUCUUCAACUUCCGUCAAGGUCAUUCCAAUAAGAAGAGGCUUUCACAUAAGAGGCAUACAAACAGACUGGAUGAUGGAAAUUUUAAGACCAAGCUUGAUUUGCUUAACAAAAUGGACGAGAAGGGCCAAAGCAUGGAUCUUCAAUUGUUCCAGGACAGAAUGAAGAGCAAAGCUCAGACAGUUGAUUCGGAUAUGGCAAGUAAAAGAAAGCUUAAGGGAGAAGACUUGUCCACUGAGCCGCAGAUGAACAAGAAGUUUGCUACUGAUGAAGGGGAAGAUAUACCAUCUAAUUCCAAAUUUGUUGGUCAUUUACCAAAAAACAAUGGAAAGACUAGCAAAACUCGUCAGAGAUCCCAUGAAGCUAAGCAUCGAAAACAUUCUAGUUCAGUUUUGGUGGAAGAACCUUUGAAUAAGCUCAACUCAGCAGCACUGCCAGAAGAAUCUAGCAAAGAGGUACAUAGCAAAAACCGACGAGGAUGCGGUUGUAAAAGUAUUGAUACUGUGAAGCAUGACCAGCUUAAUGAGAUUAAUCUUGUGCCAGUACAGCUGAAUGCAGCUGAGGCCAUCAUAAAUCAGAAAUUCGUUGAUGGGGUGAACCACCAGUCUAAACAAUUAUUAGAUGCAUUAGAAAUUUUGAAUUCGAAUAAAGAGUUAUUUCGAAAACUCCUACAAGACCCAAAUUCUCUGCUAGUCAAACACAUCGAAGACCUCCGAGACUCUCAGGCAAGAACACAUCAGAGUAAAUCUCCCGGUGAAGCCAACAUUUCAGAAUAUCGGACAAGCAAAGCAAGGCAAUCUGAAGGUCCUUCCAGUAUUCACACGUUGAAAUCCUGUGAUAUUUACCCGUCUCAGGAAAAUGGUGAGUCCGAAUUUCCAGAGAGAAUAAUAGUUUUAAAACCUGGCCCACCAAGCAUGGAAAUUUCUUCAGAGAAUAUCAAUACCUCUAUGCAAAGCUUGAGAAAUAAUGGGCAGAGAGACACACCUGCAAAUUCUUCUUUUAGCCGUAUAAAGAGGAAACUGAGACAUGCUAUAUCGGAAAGCAGAAAAGAGCAGCACUCCAAGUCAAUCGAUGGUACACUAAAUACAUCUCCCUGCCAAAGCACAGGAGAUGAUUGUAAAGGAAAGGGUAUGAAGAUCAUUAGAAGCAAUUCACCUACUGUUGAUGGUGGAGGAGUGACCAAGUCUUCUCUUGAUAUCAAGAAAAGAGAAAACAUAGGCAAGGUGAAACAAUGUGAAUCAAGUAUUGGACGCGAAGCUGCAUCAACCAGUGGAAGUGGUCUUGGAAGCUCAAACUUUUCGCAUGUUAGCCAACCCGAGCGAGAGGAAUCUGAAACUUCUGUGGAGGCUGGGAAACAUCUCUCAGAAUUGUUAAACAAUGGGAACAAGGAGAAGAGCUACUUUGAAAGGCAGGCACAAAAAACAUGGGGAAGUGUGAUGUCAUUUCCCGAGUAUGACUUCUUGCCUACAUGUAAUCCGGUAAGGGACUGGGAAAAUAGGUUUCUUAAUGAGCAAAUGACAUUUUCACCCUACAGCAAUUGCCAAAUGGUAUAUGAGAACAAGUGGAGGCUUAAUAAAGAAAAGAAAGCCAGCUACUCAAGUCCAUUGAGGCAGGACGUAGAGGCCCUGCCUGACAAUAAGAAACUCGAUGAUCAAUUGCAAGUUUUUGAUACACGGCAAAAUAACUCAGAUUAUCCUUUUACUGACAUCAAUGUGCUGGGAGAUAUUUCAAGCCCUAAAGGCUGUGUCCAAAUUUUAGAGAACGAUAACACCAUGCACCAUGGAGAAACUAGUUCUUUAGAAGUGCCUUCAGAAUCUGAAAGCGCAUACAAAUUUGAUACCAUAAAAGCUAACAAUACUAUCCGGCCAGGAGAAACUAAUUAUUUGGAAGUUCUAUCCAAACCAGAUUGCACGGAGAAGACCAAUACCACAGAGACUAAUGAUACUUCAUACCAAGGAGAAACUCAGCAUUCAGAAAUACUGACUGAACUAGACAGCACAGACAAGGCUCUUGAUCAGAGCUCAGAAACAACCAACAUGUACGAGGAAGAGGAGUAUUUUAAGAGAUCCAGACAGCCAUUAACAUCUUCACCGGAUGUUUUUCAAUCAAGCCCUUCAAGUAUUCAGAGAGUGGAAGAUUCUGAUGGCAUCGAAGAUAAAGGAGAACAGCCAAGUCCAGUUUCUGUACUUGAGCAGUUUUUUGUAGAUGCCACCAGUUAUGCAAGCAUCAUAUCUGAACCUGCUGAAGAGCACCACUCUGCUCUUCUUGUGAAGUCCCCUUUGGAACCUGAAACCUCUUCUUUGAAUGAACAUGAAUGUAUCUCUGAGUACGUGAUGGCAGUGCUGCAAGCUUCUGGCUUGAAUUGGGAAGAGCUCUUGAUGAUGUGUCAAUCAUCCGAUCGACUGGUUGAUCCAUUCUUGUUUGAUGCAGUAAAGUUGCAGCCUAACCAAUUCCAUGGUGAUUGUAUGCUCCUCUUUGACUGUAUAAAUGAAGUCCUUGUCGAGGUAUAUCAUACUCAUCUUCCAUGCUCUCCUUGGGUGUCAUUUAUCAAGCCAAAUGCCAGAAGAAAACUUUGCAUUGAGAAAACUGUGAUUCAUGAAGUGAUGAAGUCUGUGCAUCCAUCACCACAUACGAUGCAGCAAAUUGUUGAAAAGGACAUAGCACAGUCUGGAAUGUGGCUGGAUAUCCGAAAUGAUGUUGAGGAGACUGUUUUUGAGAUGGUAGAAGAUGUUUUAGAAGGGCUGAUCAUGGAAACCAUAUUUUAGCGGCUCUUCUGAAAAACUGUAUAUUGCUAUAUAGCUGUGCUUUGGUCUGCAUUGGACCAAGGAAAUCAGGGCAAGCUUGGGUAGGUUAGACCAACUGGUUUCAAGUCACUUGAGAAAUGUAUUUGGACAAUUUGAACAAAUCAUGCAAACACAAGGUUACUACAUGGGGAGCUGGUAUCAGGAAGCUUCUUGCAGAUGUGCAUAAGAUCGUCAUGGGGUACCCUUGGAUCAAUUGUAAGGCCCAAAUUUUGCGUAUACUCUGUACAGUUUAUAUUAAACUUCAGAUAGCUACUAA
Messenger RNA from Prunus dulcis (almond), 3694 nucleotides. RefSeq lists its product as uncharacterized. The transcript has 7 exons. The coding region runs from base 514 to 3399 and encodes 961 amino acids. The record is from RefSeq and is a predicted model, not a curated record. NCBI's taxonomy places the organism in Eukaryota, Viridiplantae, Streptophyta, Magnoliopsida, Rosales, Rosaceae.